Messenger RNA from Saccostrea echinata, 1515 nucleotides. Its product is annotated as anti-sigma-I factor RsgI6-like. The record is from RefSeq and is a predicted model, not a curated record. Lineage: Eukaryota; Metazoa; Mollusca; Bivalvia; Ostreida; Ostreidae. Gene Ontology annotation, biological process: carbohydrate metabolic process. Gene Ontology annotation, molecular function: hydrolase activity, hydrolyzing O-glycosyl compounds.
AUGCGUGGUCCGCAGUCCUACAGACCUGCGAAGAAUUACGCGGUUAAGAUGUACUUCAAGCUCCUUAACCUUCCCUCUGGACACGCUUAUGCCGAAGUCAAACUGAACGUGGCUCUUACUGUUAACGGAAAGUCAAAGUACUUCAUGCUGGCUAAGCUUCCUAUGCAACAGUUAAAUUUUGGAUGGACGGAAAUAAGUGGCGAUUCUCAUGCUCAAAAUGGAACCACCGUCGCUUAUACAUAUAUUGAGAUACCAGACAUAUCAAUCAAUUACCUGGUGGACUUCGCCAGUGCCCAGGAGCUACCUCAUAAUUCCCACUGGAUGUCAGAUGCCCAAAAUAGAAUCAACAACAUCCGAAAGGCUCCCGUCUCAUUCAAGUGAAUUGCCACAGUAGUUAAUGCACGUGGUAUAUCGAUCGAGUUGGUCCAAAAGAAACGAAAUUUUGCUUUUGGAACUGCUGUGGUCGCUCAAUCCAUGACCGACAAUCAGUCAGAAAAGGAAUAUCAGGACUUCGUGUACAAUAACUUUGAAUGGGCAAUCUUUGAAGGUGCCUUGAAGUGGAUGGCCAUGGAGUGGACAGAGAAUCAUAUUAACUUAGACAGAGCGUUGAAUGCUAUUUCUGCAUUGAAAUCCCAUGGAAUUAAAGUUCGGGGACACAACAUGUUUUGGGAUGUGGAUCAGUAUGUUCCCCAGUGGCUGAAAGGAAAAUCCCAAAAUGAUCUUUUGUCUUCUAUGAAAGGUCAUGUGAACCAAGUGAUCUCAAGGACGAAGGGGAAGUUAGAACACUGGGAUGUCAACAACGAGAAUCAUGGAGACUGGUUUGAACUUCACACAUGUAACCCAGAUAUUGCAGAGAAGAUGUUCCAGUGGAUCCACCAACAGGAGCCAAACGUGAAACUGUUCCUCAACGACUACGAAGCCAUCAACCAGCAUUAUUUUACAACAGCGCUAAGAAAUCAAGCAUUACAUCUUAUAAAGGACGGGGUACCUGUUUAUGGUCUUGGACUCCAAGGACAUUUCUUUUCCCACAACAUUGACAUGGAUGUUCUCAAAUAUCGGCUGGAUAAGCUUGCUGAGUCCGGGCUGAAGCUGUGGAUCACGGAACUGACACUGUUUGACACAGAUAGCAACAGAAAGGCCAGAACCCUAGAAAAUCUCCUGACCUUGUUCUUCGGUCACUCGGCGGUAGAGGGCGUCUUAUUCUGGGGAUUCUGGGAUAGACAUAUAUGGCACACACAGGAUGCACUAUUUAUUGGAGAUAACAUCACACCAAAUGCAGCUGGACAGAAAUACCUUGAUCUUUUCCACAAAACGUGGAAGACAUACUUUGUUUACGAUGUAAACCCUGGCAGUACAGUCAACAUACAGGCAUAUUUAGGAGACUAUCAACUGGACAUAAAAAAAAAUGGUCAUCUUAUUCACCAAGAGAAUUUCAGCCUCGGCAAAUCAGGAAAAGAUAUAACUAUUUGCCUCACAAGUGAUCAUCAUGGAGUUUCACAGAUUCUGUUUGGAUAA